UUAUGAAUCCAGCACGGCGGGAUUUGUUAACUGGCCGAUCUGUUUGAAGCUGCUGUAAACCUAGCUACAUUUUACAGGAAAAUAAAGGAGUAAUGUGGUUAUGAUGUGUUCCUUGGCUCUGUUCCCCCGUCCGCUGCCCGGCUAUGGAGAGACUUCUCAAUACGACGAGUCCAACACAGAUCCAGCAGUCUGGUUUGGGGAUUCACAUGCUCUGAAUCUGUACUUCCCGGGGGAGUCACUGAAGCCUCACAGCCGCCAAGAGAGCAGCAGCAAGGCAGCCUUUCGGGACCACUGUGAGACACUGUACACAAGGAGUGCAGGGGCUUGGUGUGAUGCAGGCCUCUCUGGACUCCUAAAUGAAAUAGCCAACUCCAGUGCAGAGGUGCCCAAGUGGCUAGAGGUUAGCUCUAGCUGUGUCCUGGCUUUGCUACGGUGGGUCUCCUCCUUCCACGGCUCUCUGUUUCCUCAUCUCACAUUAAGCAGCGAGGACAUGACCGCUGAGUUUUCCCAGGUGCUCGACUGGUCGGACUGUGCAGUGCGGAGCUUCGCCUGGCACCCACACACCCAGAAGUGUGCUGUUUCCCUUUUAGACGACUCCAUUAAGAUCUACAACCCCAAGAGUGCUACUACUCCCACCCUAAAGCACCGUCUGCAGCACAGUGUGGCAGCCCUGCAGUGGAAGCCUCUGUGUGCGUCUACCCUGGCCGUGGCCUGUCACAACUGCCUGCUGGUCUGGCACGUGGACCCCACCUCGUUCUCUACCAGACCCUCUUCUGGCUGUGCCCAGGUCUUGUCCCACCCAGGCCACUCCCCUGUCACUUCCAUGGCAUGGUCACCUAACGGAUCUCUCCUGGUGUCGGCCUCUCCCAGGGACACUGCCAUGCUGGUGUGGGAUGUAGCUGUUGAGAGCUGUGUGCCUCUCUACCGUGUGGGAGGGGGAGGAGUCACGUACCUAUCCUGGUCCCCUGAUGGCAGUCGCGUGCUGGCAGCUACACCCUCCUCCCUCUUCAGGGUUUGGGAAACUAGGAUGUGGACUUGCGAGCGGUGGCCUUGUCUGAAGGGACGCUGUCAGUCUGGCAGUUGGAGUCCUGAUGGGAGUCGGCUGCUCUUCAGUGUGCAAGGAGAGACUGUCAUCUAUGCCCUAACUUUCACUGACACCCCAGGGAUGACCUUAGGGAUGUCAGGGGGGCCGAAGGCAGCAACAGUCGUGACCGACCUGUCUGAGACAACCUUAAAUACACCAGAUGGAGAUAUGGCGAUCGGAGGAGAGAUCCAGUCGCUAGCGUGGGACCCGACAGGAGAGAGACUAGCCGUGCUUCUCAAAGGAGAUGCUGAAGCAGGCUGCCCUGCCAUGAUCGCAGUGUUCAAGACUCAAAUCAACCCCGCUUUUAAGCUUCUGCCAUGUGGUUUUGUUCAGGGGGAGGCCGGGACAGAGCCCAGACUGAUGCAAUUCAACCCCAACUACCAGCAUGGAGCCCAGCUCACUGUGUGUUGGUCUAAUGGAAAGAUUACCCAUGUGCCUUUUUGCUUUCUGAGUGCUGGGAAUCCCCAGCCCGGCCUGGGAGGCAGCCCCUCUCUCCCCCUGUCCCAGGGCAGGCCAGCAGACUACGCCAACCAGACACUCUACACAGAACUCAUCUCCUAACCACACACACGCAAACUAACACAGAAACCAUAUUUCAAGUCAUGUUUGUAAGUACAAUUUAUAAUUUUUGGAACACUUGUUAAAUAAACGUGUACAAAGU
This is a messenger RNA of Salvelinus namaycush (lake trout), 1745 nucleotides long. RefSeq names its product aladin-like. The transcript is spliced from 17 exons. Lineage: Eukaryota; Metazoa; Chordata; Actinopteri; Salmoniformes; Salmonidae. Gene Ontology annotation, cellular component: nuclear pore. The record is from RefSeq and is a predicted model, not a curated record. Gene Ontology annotation, biological process: nucleocytoplasmic transport. Gene Ontology annotation, molecular function: protein binding. Bases 101 to 1645 code for a protein of 514 amino acids.